This is a messenger RNA of Triticum dicoccoides, 4366 nucleotides long. RefSeq lists its product as uncharacterized. Bases 63 to 4205 code for a protein of 1380 amino acids. Gene Ontology annotation, molecular function: ADP binding. Lineage: Eukaryota; Viridiplantae; Streptophyta; Magnoliopsida; Poales; Poaceae. The record is from RefSeq and is a predicted model, not a curated record. Gene Ontology annotation, biological process: defense response to other organism. The transcript has 4 exons.
CAGCAAUCAACCACUAGACCACAACAAACACACCAACUGCCGAAAGAGAUCAUCCAUUAGCAAUGGCGGAGUUCGCGCUUGGUUUAACCAAGACGGCGGUGGAGGGGACGGUGAGCAGGGUGAAGUCGGCGAUCGAUGAGGAGGCGAACCUCAAGGUCAGGGUGCAGAAUGAUCUGGUAUUCAUCACCGGGGAAUUCCAGAUGAUGCAAUCAUUCCUUAACAUCACCAACAAGGAGCGCACCAACAAUGAAGUGGUGAGGACAUGGGUGAGGCAGAUCCGUGACCUUGCCUUCGAUGUGGAGGACUGCGUCGAGCUUGUCGUCAGCCUCGACAUCAAGUCAGGCUGGUCCUGGCUCUGGCGCUUGUUGCCGGGCUGCAUGGCACCGCCUCGACUCCUCGACGAUGCAGUCCCCAACUUACAACAGCUCAAGGCGAGGGUCGAGGAUGUCAGCAACAGGAACACCCGCUACAGCCUCAUUGGCGACUCUAGCACUGACUCCCAGACUACUGCACGAGUACCUACCGUCUCAACAUCGCCGGCACCAGACCUUCUGCACAACACCGACCCAUCGUCCUCCGCAUUCCACAUCUUACGCGAGGUGUGGGAGGCCACGGGGAAGAUGCAACGAAACAUGAGCGACCUCAAAGAGUUGAUCUCCAACGAAGGCAACGACCUUCAGGUGAUCUCGCUAUGGGGUAGCCCAGGAUCAGCUUCUGAUCUUGGGACGACGUCCAUUGUCAGGAAGGCGUACAACGAUCCAGAAAUCUGCCAACAAUUCAAAUGCCGUGCCUGGGUAAAGCUUAUGUGGCCUUUUAACCUUGACGAUUUCCUCAAGAGCUUGCUCACUCAGUUGUACGCCACCUCGUCUCACCGCCAAGCAAACUUGGAAACCUGCUUUCGGACAACAGAAGAGUACCAUCGCAUCAAGGCCGAGCUUAUGCAGCAGAUGAGCCAGGAGAGGUAUCUCAUCAUUGUGGAACAACUAUCCACCGUUAUAGAGUGGGAUGUCAUCAAACUGUAUCUGCCACACAGUAAAAAUGCCAGUCGGAUUGUCGUUACGACACAACAGUUGGAGCUUGCACUUUCCUGCACAGGGGAACCUUACCAAGUAUCGGAGCUCAGACACUUCUCCAAUCGUCAAUGUCUCUGUGCCUUCUCUAACAAGGUUACUGUUGUAGCAGAUGAGGCCGUUGACAGUAUUGACAAAGAGGCGAAAGAACGACUGGCAAAGUUUUUGUCUUCAAACCUCAUUGAUUGGGGCGGACAGAAAACAUUAGAGACUAAAUGGUACAAGCACGUGCACGAGAGGAGUCACGUUUUAUCCAGUAGAAUGGUACAGGCACAUGACUGGAUCACCAAAUUUAAACUCACUGGGCAUUUGACUGAGAAGAGGAGCCUUGUCAGUGUUUUAUGGAAGCCAAGUCCUAGUGUGAUCGCUGUGUGGGGGGUGGCAGGGGUCGGGAAAUCAGCUCUAGUCAGACUCUUCUACUACAUGAAUAUCAUCGGUUUAAGGGGAGUGAAUCCACUAUAUUCGGUUGUUUCUAUGUUUCGUGACAGCUUCCUAGACCAAGUCACAAAGUACAGCUGGGUGGAUGUGCCCCAUCCGUUCAAUAUGACAGACUUGUCUAGACGUUUACUUUUGGAUUUUCAUUCAGAUGAUGCUGAGGCCAAAGAAACUGAAGCACGCGGUAUCAUGGAAGGGCAGGACCCAAUUCAAAGGUGUCGCAAACUUAUGCAUCAAGAUAGAUGCUUCGUUGUUAUUGAUGGCCUUCGAGCCAUGGAUGACUGGGACUUCAUUAAAACAGCCUUCUUAUCUGAGCCUAUUAAAGGUUGUGUAGUUGUCAUUACAAAUGACGAAACUAUCGCAACACAAUGUGUAGACAAAGAAGAUCAUGUGAUCAACGUUAAAGGCCUAGAAGCUUACACAUCGUUUCAGCUCUUCAGAGAGAUAGCUUGGGGCCAGAAUGAGCCGACUUCCAAUGAGGAGGAGCUUUCAAAACUUAUCAUGGCCAAGUGUGGUGGGCUACCCAAAGUAAUAACAGCUAUAAGUGAGUACUGGCGCGUAGAGCGACGGAGAAGUAACAGCCAACAAAAUGAAUUAACAUUGAAGACUAUAAAUGCUAACUUCAUGGGCAUGCUGGAAGGUGACUCAAGAUUCCAUAGUUUAAGGGGUCUAUUUUCUUGGAUGCAAUCCUACUUUGAUGCUUGCCCCGAUUCGCUCAAGCCAUGCAUAUUCUAUCUAUCAGUCUUUCCUUUAGGCCACAAUAUUAGGCGAAAACGUUUGCUGAGGCGGUGGAUCGCCGAGGGUUACUCCAUGGACACACCUAGUAGUACCGCAGAAGAAAAUGGGGAAGAGUUCUUCUCCAAGCUUGUCAAGUUGAGCAUAAUCCAGCAGCAGGGGCAGAUGCGACAACACUCACCAAGCAAGGCGAAGAAGUGCCAAGUCAAUGGUUUUUUUCGUGAAUAUAUCAUAUCUCGGCCAAUGCAAGAUAACCUUGUGUUUGCACUCGAGGGGCGUUGCAUUCUCAACACGCAACGUGCUGGACAACACCUCACCAUAAGUAGAUGUUGGGACAGAGACAAGAUUCUAUUCGAGAGCCUGGAAUUGUCACGUCUACGGUCGUUGACAGUGUUUGGAAAGUGGAUGCCAUUUUUCAUGUCUGCCAACGUCAAUAUGAGAUUUCUCCGUGUGAUGGAUCUAGAGGACACGUCAGGUGUAGCAGAUGAUGACAUGGAACAGGUCGGGAAGCUACUGCCACACCUCAAGUUCCUCUCUGUACGAGGAUGCCAAGAUAUUACUCGUCUCCCAAAUUCAUUGGGUGGCUUAAGGCAGCUGCAAACUCUGGAUAUCGAAGGCACCUCCGUGAUUAUGUUUCCAGCUGUUAUCAUGAAGCUAGAAAAGCUGCAGUACCUUCGUGCUGGUCCCAUUCGUUGUACAUCAACAUCAUCAGAAGCGAACACAAGCGUGGUCCCAUUAGCAGGAUCACCAGUGGACGGCGAUGGUGAUGGCACGAACACAAGCCAACCACAGCCGGCAGUAUCAACAGAAACACCACCAACAGCAUGCUGUGAUGGCAUGAGCACAAGCCAACCAUCAGCGGCAGCAUCAGAAGUAACAACACCACUGCCAGUGGACAGUGAUGGCACGAAAACAAGCCAAACACCUGCUGUAGAAUCAGCAACAUCAGCACCAGCACCAGCACCAUCACCAGCACUAGCGGACAAUGAGGGCGCAUAUGAGGCCACCACCAGCACAACCCAGCCACCAACGACAGCAACAACAUAUGAGGCGGAGGAGACAACACCUUUGAUCUGCAGGCCACGUGGUGGCUUGGUAUUCAGUUGGUUGUCCAAAUUGCGUCAUAGGAGCAACCCACAUGAUGGAGUUCAGUUUUCAGUUGCUGCAGCAGGAGGAAUUGGGAAGUUUACGGCCUUACAUACCCUCGGUGUCGUCAAUAUUGGUGGUGCAGGUGGGAAGCACGUCCUCAGAGAGCUCAAGAAGCUUACCCAAUUGCGCAAGCUAAGAUUGUGCGGCAUCAACCAGAGAAACUGGCGGGAUUUUUGUUCUUUCAUCUCAGGAGAUGCCCAUCUGGAGUCUUUAUCGGUUCGACUCGAUCAGGAGGAGACCACAAGUGCUCCUCAAGUCUUUGGUUGUUUCAGUGACAUCUCCGAGCCUCCCAAGAUGCUAAAGACACUUAAAGUGUACGGGAAGAAGGCCCACAUAUCUCCAUUAUGGGUGAAGCAGCUUCACAAUCUCACAAAGGCUGAUCUUGCGUACACCAUAGCGACCCAAGAGGACAUAGACUGCCUGUUAGAUUUGCCCCGUCAAGAAAUCAUUCAAGAAAUCAUUCAACGUGUUUGUGUCAAGCCGAUUAAAGACGGCGAGCUCAAGUUUGGUGCGUUUGGCAGUUUCAGCAAUCUGCGCUAUGCCAUCAAAUUCAAGAAGCUGAAGAUUGAUUGCAGCUACAGGUCAAAGAUAGUAUUUGGACCACUGAUACCGUCGUAUGUUCAGGUUCUGGUGGUUCACUGCUCUUCUAUUACUGGGUCAUCAUUGGAGCUUUCUGGGCUAGAUAAAUUAAUGUGCCUCGAGGAAGUGCGGCUGAAGGGUUCCUACAGCGAAGCAGUCAAGCAACACUUGCAGCAAAAACUUGACGAGCUAGUGCCACUACUAAAUCAGAGAAGACCUGUCCUGAAGCUGGAGUAGCAACCACAUCAGUCAUGAUGAAAUGAUUGGUCGGUACUGUUUGUUAAUUUCCUUUCCUUUUCUUCUGCUCUAUCUAUGUGUAACCGACACUAACAAACUCCCAAAUCAACAAGUUAAUUACGUAUGAACUUGUAUGCCCUGGAUAUCUUAUUUCUUCUCUG